CACAGCAGCUGUGUGUCUGUGUGUGUGUCUGUGAGUGUGUAUCUUUUACAAACACAGUUGUUGGACGGACGUUGGUGCAGCUUUACAGAGAAGAAGAAGAAGAAGAAGAAGAAGAAGAAGAAGAAGAAGUGUCCGUCAUGUCGUCCUUCGUCCCGGAACUUGGUCUGUCUCCCCCUGUUUGGAUCAUCCUUUCCCCAGCAGGAGCCCCCUUCUCUGGGCAUCGACCCCCUUGACUUCAGCCUGUACAGCCCCCCCCCUCCUCCAGAGUCACCAUGGCUCCCAGCAUGUAACAGCCAUAGCCACAGCUUCAGCAGCCCCCACACGGGGCCCCUCCCGGGGGCCACAGCCCCUCUAGGACUCUCCCCAGCUUUUGCAAGCUUCCUCCCCCACCUCUACAGCCUCUAUCGGCCCAUGUCCUCCAUCAACCCCUGGCUCUCCCUCUCCUCCCCGGACGACGUCCUGCGCCUGGUCCGCCCACCCUAUUCCUACUCUGCCCUCAUUGCCUUGGCGAUCCAGAGCGCCCCGGAGCAGCGGCUGACCCUCAGCCAGAUCUACCAGUUCGUCUCCGACAACUUCCCCUUCUACAGCCGCAACAAGGCCGGCUGGCAGAACUCCAUCCGCCACAACCUGUCGCUCAACGACUGCUUCCGGAAGAUUCCACGAGACGAGAACGAGCCAGGUAAAGGAAACUAUUGGACUCUGGACCCAAACUGUGAGAAAAUGUUUGACAACGGAAACUUCCGCCGGAAGAGGAAGAGGAAGAUGGAAAAUGAGACGUCUGAGAAGAAGGAACCCUCCUCUUCCUCCUCUUCCUCCUCUUCCUCCUCCUCUCUUCCUCCUCCUCCUCCUCCUCUUCCUCGGAGCUGAGCCCUGACCUCCCUUCUCUCUCUGAUGUCGCCUCCGGCCUCGACAACUUCCUGUGUCACCUCCAGGACUCACCCCUCUACCCCCUCCUCACACGCAGGUCCCAGACCACGGCUCCCCCCCCCCUCCCCUUCCUCAGGGUUACGCUGCCGUGGUUCCUCAGUGGGACGACGCCCCCUCUCCUUCCCUCUUCUCCCCCUCCAUCACUCUCCCCCUCCUCCUCCUCUCUUCCAGUUCAUCCCCUCACAC
Molecule: messenger RNA, 1113 nt
Organism: Hippoglossus stenolepis (Pacific halibut)
Lineage: Eukaryota; Metazoa; Chordata; Actinopteri; Pleuronectiformes; Pleuronectidae
Gene: foxi3a
Product: forkhead box I3a
Exons: 2
Coding region: 412-867 (151 amino acids)
Biological process (GO): cell differentiation; regulation of transcription by RNA polymerase II; anatomical structure morphogenesis
Molecular function (GO): DNA-binding transcription factor activity, RNA polymerase II-specific; RNA polymerase II cis-regulatory region sequence-specific DNA binding
Source: RefSeq, a predicted model, not a curated record